Messenger RNA from Alternaria atra, 3039 nucleotides. RefSeq lists its product as uncharacterized. Gene Ontology annotation, biological process: carbohydrate metabolic process. NCBI's taxonomy places the organism in Eukaryota, Fungi, Ascomycota, Dothideomycetes, Pleosporales, Pleosporaceae. The coding region runs from base 1 to 3039 and encodes 1012 amino acids. Gene Ontology annotation, molecular function: beta-galactosidase activity. The transcript is spliced from 2 exons. Gene Ontology annotation, cellular component: vacuole. The record is from RefSeq and is a predicted model, not a curated record.
AUGAAGAGCUUUAUGAGGCUUGGUGGCGCGGUUGCGCUGGGGUGUUUUGCUGUUGAGAGUGCAGCUAGGGCUGUGGGAUAUUCGCCCAAGGAAUGGAUCAAGCCGUACAAGAGGGAGGCUUUACAAGAUAUCGUCACCUGGGAUGAAGAUUCGCUCUUCGUGCAUGGAGAACGCAUCUUCCUGUACUCUGGUGAAGUCCACCCGUACAGACUACCGGUUCCGGAUCUCUACCCCGAUAUCUUCCAGAAGAUUAAAGCCCUUGGUUACAACGGCGUUUCCUUCUACGUUGAUUGGGCCCUGCUUGAGGGCAAACCUGGUGUCUACCGCGAAGAGGGUGUCUUUGAUCUAAAGCCUUUCUUCGACGCUGCACAGGAGGCUGGUAUCUAUCUCAUUGCUAGACCAGGUCCAUACAUCAACGCUGAGGUAUCCGGUGGAGGUUUCCCCGGAUGGAUACAGAGGGUCAACGGCACGCUGAGAACGCGAGCGCCGGAUUUCCUGGAAGCGACCGACAACUACAUGAAGAAUGUCCUGGCUACGAUUGAACCCGCCCAAAUCACCAACGGCGGCCCUAUCAUCCUUGUACAGCCAGAAAAUGAGUACACACAAGCUACCUCGGCCAUCAAACCUUUCCCAGAUCCGGUCUACAUGCAGUACGUGGAAGAUCAGAUUCGCGACGCAGGUAUCAUUGUACCUCUGAUUAGCAACGAUGCCUCCGCCAAGGGAAACAACGCACCUGGUCAACCUGCAGCUGUUGACAUCUACGGACACGAUGGAUAUCCUCUUGGAUUCGACUGUGCUAACCCAAACACAUGGCCGGAUGGCAACCUGCCAACGAACUGGCAUCAGCUUCAUGAGCAACAGAGCCCCACUACUCCUUACUCUAUUGUUGAGUUCCAGUCUGGCAGCUUCGACCCCUGGGGCGGACCUGGUUUUGACAAGUGUGGAAUUCUGGUUGGUGCAGAGUUCAACCGCGUAUUCUACAAGCAACUGUACAGCUUUGGUGUCACGAUCUUGAACUUGUACAUGACCUACGGCGGCACCAACUGGGGUAACCUAGGUCACCCUGGUGGUUACACAAGCUACGACUACGCCGCACCAAUCAAGGAAGACCGUCAAGUCGAUCGCGAGAAGUACUCUGAGCUCAAGCUGCAAGCAAACUUCUUCAAAGUCAGCCCUGCGUACCUGACCGCUACACGUGGCAAUGCUUCGAAUUCCACCUGGACGACCAGCAGCGAUCUGAGCGUCACACCUGCGACCAAUGAGAAGACAACGUUCUACUUCGUGAGGCAUUCGAAGUACAACUCACUAGAAUCCACGACCUACAAGCUCAAUGUUGCAACCUCGGCAUUAGGAAACAUCACCGUACCUCAGAUGAACGGUACUUCGCUCACGCUAAGCGGCCGGGACUCAAAGAUCCACGUUAGCGACUACGACAUCGGUGGUGCCACUCUUGUCUACUCUACUGCUGAGGUCUUCACUUGGCACAAGUAUGAAGACAAGACUGUUCUGGUCGUCUACGGUGGACUUGGAGAGACUCACGAACUGGCUCUUGCCGUUACCGGUCUGGAAGUUGUCGAAGGCGAUGUCAAGAGCACUACUACGCGUGGUAUCACGGUCUUGAACUUCAAGGCUGAUGGUACUAGGAAGGUGGCAAAGGUUGGAGUUGACAGCUUCAUCUACGUCUACAUGCUCGAUCGCAACGACGCCUUCAACUACUGGUCCAUCGACCAAGCACCUCAUGACUCGUCCAACCCUGUCAUCGUCAAGGCUGGCUACCUGAUGCGUACUGCUAAGGUCACUGGCGACACCAUCGCCCUAGUUGGUGAUCUCAACGCAACAACAACGGUCGAAGUCAUUGGUGGUGCGUCAUCUGAUGUGUCUAAGAUGACCUUCAACGGCAAGGACAUCGACUUCACCACUACCGAACAAGGAACCUUGUCGGCUGAUAUCGAAUUUGUCAAGCCGGCCAUCAGCAUUCCCAAACUCAGCGAACUGGAAUGGAAAUACGUCGACUCACUACCAGAGGUCCAACCUGGAUACGACGACAGCGAGUGGACUGCAGCCGAUUUGAAGAAGACGUACAACUCUCUGCGUCCAUUGACCACACCCGUAUCGUUAUACAGCUCCGACUACGGCUACCACACUGGCACUCUGCUCUUCCGUGGUACUUUCACCGCUUCCGGAAACGAAUCAACCUUCUACCUUUCCACGCAAGGUGGCUCGGCGUUCGGCUCAUCCGCAUGGAUUGGAGACCAAUUCCUCGGCUCAUGGCGCGGUUACGAUGCAGCCAUGAACGGCAACGCAACCUUCACAAUGCCCAACCUCACCAAGGGAAAGACAUACACAAUCACAGUCGUCGUUGACAACCAAGGCCUAGACGAAAACUGGACCAUCGGUACCGAGACUAUGAAGAACCCACGCGGUAUCCUGGACUACAAGCUCUCCGGCCACAACACCUCUGAUAUCGCCUGGAAGCUCACCGGUAACCUCGGAGGAGAAGACUACCGUGAUAUCUCUCGUGGUCCCCUCAACGAAGGCGGUCUGUUCGUUGAACGCCAGGGUCUCCAUCUCCCCGGUGCUCUCUCCGCAACCGACGCCAAGUGGCAAGCCUCUGCCGGUCCAGUCGCCGACGGUAUCGCAGCCCCUGGAAUUGGUUUCUUCGCCACGGAAUUCGAUCUCAACAUGCCAUCUGGCUACGACAUUCCCCUUAGUUUCACCUUCACCAAUGGCACCUCUUCCAGCAACAGCAGCAACGAUGGUUCCAGCGUGCCAGCAUACCGCGUCCAACUUUACGUCAACGGCUGGCAAUACGGCAAGUACGUUAGCAACGUUGGGCCACAGGUCAAGUUCCCUGUUACAGAGGGUAUCUUGAACUAUAACGGCACGAACUAUCUGGGAAUUUCGCUUUGGGGACUCGAUGGCGGGGCGACGAAGGUGGCGGGGUUGGAGUUGGAGGUUGAUGCGCAGAUUUGGAGUGGGAUGAAGACAGUGGGGACUGUGAUGGGACAGGAGUAUGAGAAGAGGGAGGGUGCCUAUUAA